Messenger RNA from Mycena indigotica, 1119 nucleotides. RefSeq lists its product as uncharacterized. The coding region runs from base 1 to 1119 and encodes 372 amino acids. The transcript is spliced from 3 exons. Lineage: Eukaryota; Fungi; Basidiomycota; Agaricomycetes; Agaricales; Mycenaceae. The record is from RefSeq and is a predicted model, not a curated record.
AUGUCCAAUUCAUCGUCUUCCGAAUCCCCGCAUAAGCCAUGGACCAUCUGGCUCUGUGGGGACCUCGUUGACAUUUCUCCUCCAUAUGACACUCCCAUCUCCAAAACGCUUGAUGCCCUCCGCUAUCACAUUCUAUCCUCGCCCAUUCUAUUGGACAUAACCGACUUGACCUUCGAUGACCCUCAAAACCGCGCUUCUACCCCUUUCCGCGAGCGUCUAUCGAAAGUAUCACGCUGGUUAAUGGACGACCCGCCGCCCAUCGAAUUCGGAGACACCGGAGAGGCCUACGCUAAUGUGAUUUGCCCAGACGGUAGUGCGAUGAACGUUCUCGGGCCAGUCAACCAACAACAUGAAGUCAAGUGCCGCGAACAACCCCGAAUACGCGUGGCCAAACGGUUCUACGACGAAUUUGCCAGACUAAACCAGGGUAUCGUUAUUCCUGGUUCCAGAGACCAGGCUUGCCUCAAUGUAUUGACUUUCACUGUGGCAUGGACAAUCCUUCACAAACUUGCGCAUGCUGCUCGAUCAAUUAUUGGUUGCUCCCCGUCUCCCGACAAUGGAAUGUAUCGGCCAGUCACAGGUGCAGCGCUGCAAGAGCAGGUUGCCCACACUUCAGAUAGAUCCCUUGUGAGGCAUGGAGAACAUGGGUGGGCGCUUGAGCGGCGGACAUGUGGCGAGACAUGCCUUGUCUUCAACCAUAAUUUGAUUACGCUUUCAACAUUCGAUGCACAACAAAUUCUAGGCAUAAGUGUUGAAGUCUUGGUGGGACAAUUCCACUUUAUUUCAGUAAAUGAUAAGGAUGUGUUAGCAAAACUGGCCGCCAUUGACUGGAAAGAUAUCGUGGCAACUGUGAAAGCGCAGCCUGCGUAUUCAAACCUUUCCACGACAUCCACCACGGUCCUCCGAAGCGCCCCGUUAACGCCACACGCAUCGGUGAUUGACCAUCAUUGGCAGUCUUCGACAACGGCGGAAGAGCAGAUUUCUCCUUCCCCCGCGAUGACAAACUUGAACGGAGAACCAUCAGACGGGAUAGACGGACUAGCAGGGCAUUGGAAAGGCUUUGAACAGCGGUUCGGUGGUAAACGGUUGGCAAAGGUUUGUGAGGUGCGGAUGUCGUAG